Messenger RNA from Thecamonas trahens ATCC 50062, 639 nucleotides. RefSeq lists its product as uncharacterized. Lineage: Eukaryota; Apusomonadida; Apusomonadidae. The transcript has a single exon. Gene Ontology annotation, molecular function: thiolester hydrolase activity. The record is from RefSeq and is a predicted model, not a curated record. The coding region runs from base 1 to 639 and encodes 212 amino acids. Gene Ontology annotation, cellular component: lysosome.
AUGCUCGGCCACUCGCAAGGUGGCCUCCUCUUGCGUAACGUCUUGCAGCUUGUUGAUGGCCUCAAGGUCGCCAACUUUGUCUCGAUGGCCGGCAUCCAGCAGGGCUACUACGGCACCGCCGUGCUCGAGCACAUCCUGCCCAACGUGACCGAGCGCGCGCUCACCCGGAUCCUCUACACCCGCGAGCUUCAAGACUCGCUUUCUGUUGCCAACUGGUGGCACUCGCCGUUCGAGAGCAACGUCGUCAGUGCACAAUCUACGCCUGGUUGCCUCGGAGUCUCGUACCUGGCCGACAACGACUACCUCCCAUCGCUCAACAACAUCCGGGCUAACAACGUAACCGCCGCGUACAAGACCAACUUUGUGGCCAACGUCGACCACCUCUAUCUCUUUGGCUCACCCCAGGACGGCACGGUUGUCCCGUGGAUCUCCGAGCUCUUUGGCUUCUUUGGCCCUAACGACCUCUCCACCCUCAUCGAAAUGGAGGACACGCCCGAGUACGUCGACGACACCUUUGGUCUCCGCACUCUUGAUGCCCUCGGCCGUCUGCACCGCACCGCCGUCCCCGGUAUCGAGCACUCGCAGUGGCUCCACAACAAGACCAACUUUAUGGCGCACAUCGCCCCGUUGCUGUAUUGA